GCCGGGCCGGACCGGGCCCCGCCGCCCGACCGCGGGCAAGUUUCCUCAGGGCGGGCCGGGAAGGAGGCACCGCCAUGGAGGAGGCCGAGCCGAGCGAGCGCAGCCCUUUGCUGAGCAGCGUAGAGCGCGGGAGGGCAGCCAGCAACGCUUUCCACGGGCGGCGGCUGGCCUGCGCUGCCGUGCUGCUGGCCGAGCUGCUGGAGCGAGUGGCCUUCUACGGCAUCACCUCCAACCUGGUGCUCUUCCUCAACGGGCCUCCCUAUGGCUGGGAGGGUGCCCAGGCCAGCCAGGCCCUGCUGCUUUUCAUGGGCAUCACCUACCUGGUGUCACCUUUCGGCGGCUGGUUGGCUGAUGCCCUCCUGGGCAAGUUUGGCACCAUCCUGCUCAGCAUGGCACUCUACCUGCUGGGCAUGCUGGCCUUCCCUGUCAUCGCUGCGCCGCACACCCGCCAGGGCCUCUGCGGGGACAUCCCCUUGUUCCCUGUAGAGAACUGCUCCUCUCCGGUGGCCAACACCACUAUGGCACCUUGCUCCCAGGUGGGAGCCAUCCGCUACUGUGCCACCGCCACCUUCGUUGGACUGGUCCUCGUGGGGCUGGGCGUCGGGUCGGUCAAGGCUAACAUCACCCCUUUUGGGGCAGAUCAGGUCAAAGAUCGGGGCCCAGAAGCCACAAGAAGAUUUUUUAAUUGGUUUUAUUGGAGCAUUAAUUUGGGAGCUAUUCUCUCUCUGGGAGGCAUUGCAUACAUUCAACAGAAUGUGAGCUUUGUUAUUGGAUAUAGUAUCCCAACCGUUUGCAUUGGGAUUUCAUUCAUGGUUUUCUUAUGUGGUCAGAGUUUCUUCAUCACAAAACCACCUGAUGGUAGUGCCUUCACAGACAUGUUUAAAAUUCUCGCAUAUUCUUGUUGCUCAAGAAAGAGACAUGUGGAACGUUCAACUAAUAGCGAAGGCCAGGGAGUACUUCAGCAACCUCACAAGCAAAGCCUGUUUGAGAUGGCCAAGAUGUCUCGUGGGGGCCCAUUCAGAGAAGACAAAGUAGAAGAUGUGAAAGCUCUUGUCAAGAUUAUCCCUGUCUUUUUGGCUUUAAUACCUUACUGGACAGUGUAUUUUCAAAUGCAGACAACUUACGUAUUGCAAAGUCUCCAUCUGAAAAUUCCUGAAAUAUCAAAUGACACCAACUCUAUUCAUACGUUUCCAGCAGCCUGGUUGACUAUGUUUGAUGCAGUGCUUAUUCUGAUCCUAAUACCUUUAAAAGAUAAAUUGGUGGACCCCAUUUUAAAAAGGAAUGGCUUGCUCCCGUCCUCACUGAAGAGGAUUGCGGUUGGCAUGUUCUUUGUAAUGUGUUCUGCGUUUGCUGCAGGAAUUCUGGAAAGCAACAGACUGAAAAUUGUAAAGGUUAAAACAAUUAAUCAGACAAUUGGAAAUGUUACAUACCAUGCUGCAGAUUUGCCAAUAUGGUGGCAGAUUCCUCAAUAUGUGCUUAUUGGAUUCAGUGAAAUAUUUGCAAGUAUAGCAGGUCUAGAAUUUGCAUACUCAGCUGCUCCCAAAUCUAUGCAGAGUGCUAUUAUGGGGCUGUUUUUUUUCUUUUCGGGGAUUGGAUCAUUUGUUGGCUCUGGAUUGUUGGCACUGGUGUCUAUUAAAGAAAUUGGCUGGAUGAGUAAUCACACAGAUUUUGGUAAUAUUAAUGGCUGCCAAUUAAACUAUUACUUUUUUUUGCUGGCUGCUAUCCAAGGAGCAACCCUCUUGCUUUUCCUUAUUGUUUCUGUGAAAUACGAUUAUCAGAAAUCGAAGAUUAAUGAAGUGGCUGCCAACGGGAGGAUCUGAUAUCUGUUACAGAGCAGACUUCGUUACAGCAGCACACAGUGAAGUGGCAGCGCACCCUGAGCCUGCAAGAUCCUGUGUUUUCUCCAGUGAGACUUUUUCUAGACUUGCAUGUUACAAGGGUUCUGGCCCCUGCCCCUCCUCGUGUAACGUAGGUAAGUGCCUUAUGUUGGUGGGGCUUGUUUCUUGCACUACGUCCUGGCAGAGGACAAACACAAAUCUUGGAAGUGUAUUAACUCUAGGCAUUCAAGUUGCUCUUUGUUAAUCGUGAGAUGUUUACUUAACUCUUGAAAGUUGGGACACUUAUACUUGGAAACCGAGUAUAACGAGUCACAUGUGACAUGGAUUAUUGCUGAUUGAAAAACUCUGGUUAACGAAGAACAGUGGAUCUAGAGAAACUCUCAACAUUCUCAAGCCUACAUUGAGGACACAGGAAAUAAAAUAUUUUACAGAAACCUCAAGUAGUGGUUACAAGAAUAAAUUUCCAAUCCUAAGAGUCAUUUUGGGCGUAGAAACAGAGAAAAAUUAAACUGCAGAUUAGCUCAGAUUAAAAAGAAAUUUAGUUUUAUAAUUGACCUUUCACUGGCAGCAUCUCAAGGAUUUAAGUCCAAACUUGCACUCCAGAGUAUCCAAUACUGAAGACUGAAUUGUAUGUCACAGUAGCUUGUUGUGUAGCUACUGUAAGUUCUGAUGCAAAAUGAACACCUGUUGGGACUGAGAUGAUUUUACUUCGAAAUGCUUUUAUUAUUGAAUCUGCAUUAGAUGUAUUAGGACAACAUGGAAACAUACAUCUUUUGACAAAGGACUGUUCAGUCUAACGCUGUUACUUCCCUAAGGAAUAUUCUAAAUAUUUGCAGAAAGAAAACUGAGAUUGAAUUCUCAGAAGAUGAAUACGCAAUAACAAUUUAGAAGCCUUUCAGCCAGUUCAUUCAGUCUUGUGUCUUACUUCUAGCUAACAUGCUACAGGGUUUGUAUCUUUCAGCAACACAUUCCUCUAGCAGAGCAAAUGGUUUUAUGUUCAGCCUCUGGAAUUUUAAUGAUUCUAACAAUUGUACUUAAGAUUGUGUGCAGGCUGGUAUGGAAGAUGCAAGGAAUUAUGCAGAAAGAAAAUAAAAACUCAACUUUUUAUUAAUGUGUUGAAUUUUUACAGUUUCCUUUGCAUUUAGAUUGUUAAAAUGUCCUCCUUUUGUACAUGGACAUCUUUUUAAUGAGUUUACAAAAUAAAAUGAACUUCCAUGCUGUGACUUUUGACCCUUUGUUUCUAGGUGAAUAAAAUUAUACUACAAAAA
Calidris pugnax (ruff) is the source of this 3106-nucleotide messenger RNA. It is a transcript of the gene SLC15A4, whose product is annotated as solute carrier family 15 (oligopeptide transporter), member 4. Gene Ontology annotation, cellular component: membrane. Gene Ontology annotation, biological process: histidine transport; oligopeptide transport; transmembrane transport. NCBI's taxonomy places the organism in Eukaryota, Metazoa, Chordata, Aves, Charadriiformes, Scolopacidae. The transcript is spliced from 8 exons. The record is from RefSeq and is a predicted model, not a curated record. Bases 75 to 1820 code for a protein of 581 amino acids. Gene Ontology annotation, molecular function: L-histidine transmembrane transporter activity.